AUGGUCCCACCAGAAUCUCGUGCAAUGUCCGUCUCAGUCUUGUUCGACAGUGACGAACUCUCUGAUUUGAAAGUAUUAGGGUUAAAAUGGGACCCAUCUGCUGACACUUUUUCCUUUAAAGCUCAGCCAUCGAUGACUCAACCGACAAAACGAUCUGUUCUGUCCGACAUUGCUCGUGUCUUUGAUCCGUUAGGACUGUUGUCACCCAUGACCUUUUUCACAAAACACGUCAUGCAACAGCUGUGGACCUCCGGUAUCAACUGGGAUGACCCAGUUCCCUCUGACAUUGCCUCCCUAUGGGCCCGAUAUCAGUCUGAACUGCAGCUAAUUGAAACCAUUAGUAUUCCUCGUCGUAUUACCUAUGAUCAUGCUAUUUCUGUACAACUCCAUGCCUUUUCUGAUAGCUCUGAAAAAGGUUAUGCCGCGGCAGUAUAUCUCCGUGUAGAGACAGUCACGUCAGUGUAUUGUCAUCUCAUAACAGGAAAGUCAAAAGUAGCCCCUCUCAAGCGGUCCACAAUUCCCCGUCUGGAACUGUGUGGUGCCGUAUUGGCUUCGAAACUCCUCCGAUUGGUUGCUGACUCCUACACUAAUCGCAUAACUAUUGACGAACUCCACGCCUGGACUGAUUCCACCACAGCUCUCGUUUGGAUUAGGUCUUCCCCUCAUCGAUGGGCCACAUUCAUCGCGAAUCGAACCAGUCUGAUCCACGAUUUAACCACACCUGCAAUUUGGCGCCAUGUUCCCACGAAGGAGAAUCCAGUCGAUUGCGCAUCGCGCGGAUUGUUUCCUUCCGAGCUCCUCAACCACUCACUGUGGUGGACUGGUCCAUCAUUUUUACUGAGUCCUCCAGACAAAUGGCCAAAAUUACUGUUAACCAAACUUGAAGAUUUCACUGGGCCCCCCUCAAGGGAAGCUCGAGUACCUACUGUGCUCACCGUCACUGUAGACAUUCCGAUAAUCAAUUUGUUAAAUCGCAUGUCAUCUCUGCAGAAGAUCCUUCGCGUAAUCGCUUACUGUUUUCGAUUUUCCAAGCCCCGUUCUGACGCUCCAAUUAGCAACAUUAUAAAUGCGACAGAGAUCACUCGUGCUCUCUCUGCCUUGGUCUACUUAGUCCAACGUCAAACGUUUGCCGUCGAAAUUGCAGCUCUGUCAAACGGUCUUCCCUGCUCAAAAUCUCUCCGACGUUUAGACCUGUUUAUUGACCCAGUUGGUGUUCUCAGAGUGGGCGGUCGGCUUCGCAACGCAGAAAUUCCAUACGUUCACAAGCAUCCUGCUUUGUUGCCGUCCCGUCAUCGUUUAACUGAUCUAAUAAUUGAUCACAACCAUUGUGCAUUAAGCCAUCCAGGAGCCAUGACCCUCCAAUCACAUUUACAGCGUGAGUUUUGGAUACUGUCAGGGAGGCAGGCUAUUAGGUCCCGGCUGCGAUUAUGUCUUCCAUGCUUUCGCACUAGACCUCAAACGGUUCAACCAAAAAUGGCUGCUCUUCCUAAAUACAGAGUACAACAGAUAAAACCAUUUGCUAUCUCAGGCGUUGAUUAUGCUGGCCCGAUAUCUAUCAAAGGAUCCCGUGGUCGCGCAUCAUCCAGGAGCUCUGCCUACAUUUGUUUAUUCGUCUGUACCGUAACCAAGGCAUUGCACAUCGAGCUCAGUUCUGACCUGUCAACGGAAACUUUCCUCCUAGCGUUCACUCGUUUUGCUGCUCGUCGUGGACCGAUCAAAGAGAUCCAUAGUGAUUGUGGUACUAAUUUCGUUGGUGCCGCGAAUAUUUUAAACCCGCUACAUAACUUCAUCGCAUCAGAAACCUAUCAACACAGUGUACGAAAUCAUUUGUCCAAGGACCAAAUUACUUGGUUUUUCAAUCCUCCGUCUUCUCCUCACUUUGGAGGACUCUGGGAAGCUGGAGUAAAGUCGACUAAGUCGUUAAUUUUUCGAUCCAUUGGAACCCAUAGACUCACAAGUGAAGAACUAAUCACUUUGUUGACAAAAAUUGAAGCCACUCUAAAUUCACGGCCUUUGUGUGCCCUUAGCAAUGAUCCCAAAGAUUUAGAAGCUUUGACGCCAAGCCAUUUUUUAACGCUGGUCCCAUCGACAUCUCUUCCGGACCCUUGUUUGGAAAACGUACCACUCUCAAAAAUGCAGCGUUGGCGCUUAGUUACUGAUCUCCACCGGUACUUCUGGACCAGAUGGAAAAAUGAAUAUUUGUCUACUCUCCAGCUGCGAACAAAAUGGUCUGAUGAUGGAAAGCAGUUGAAUGUUGGAGACCUUGUCCUAAUAAAGGAACCCUCGCAUCCGCUGUAUUGGCGAUACGGACGUAUCACGGACCUCCACCCUGGUGCAGACGGGGUGUCACGCGUUGCUACUGUCCACACGUCGUCUGGAGUUCUAACUCGGCCAGCUGUCAAGUUGUGUCCAGUGCCUUCUUGUUGA
Messenger RNA from Metopolophium dirhodum (rose-grain aphid), 2427 nucleotides. RefSeq lists its product as uncharacterized. Gene Ontology annotation, molecular function: nucleic acid binding. The coding region runs from base 1 to 2427 and encodes 808 amino acids. Gene Ontology annotation, biological process: DNA integration. Lineage: Eukaryota; Metazoa; Arthropoda; Insecta; Hemiptera; Aphididae. The transcript has a single exon. The record is from RefSeq and is a predicted model, not a curated record.